CUAAACCUCCCGUCCUUGCCAAGCAACCUUCUGUUCUCUCGCUAUAAAUUCUCCUCUCAUCUUCUUCAUUUCGCAUUCAAGCUUGGUUUCUUAUAUCUUCUUCUUCUUCUCCUUUUUUCCUAUCUACGUACGUUACAUAUUUAUAUGGCAUUUUCGAGAUACACCGUUACUGCUUCACUUCUUCUUGUCUCUCUUCUGCUCCUCCAUCUUGCAGAAGCUCAAGAAAAGAUUAGCAUCAAUGGAGCAAAUGAGCCUGCACAUGCCCCUUCAAGCCAGACCAUAGAUUGUGGAGUGGCAUGCGAGGGAAGGUGCAAAAUGUCAAAAAGGCUCCGUCUGUGCCAAAGGGCUUGUGGGAGCUGCUGCGCCAAGUGCAAAUGUGUGCCUCCCGGGACUUAUGGCAACCUUGAGUUCUGUCCUUGCUAUGCUAACCUUACCACUCGUAAACAAGUUCGCAAAUGUCCUUGAACCACAUCUAAUGGGUGCUUUUCGGGCAGUAAUUGCUAGUCACUACCAAGGACAAAACUAAUAUGCCCUGCAAUUCUUCUAUUCUUUGCUUCUGUCUGUGUUGUGAAAUAAAUUAAUAUUAUUGGUUGUACUAUGAUUUUCUUUUCUUUAAUGUUAAAUUAAUAAUAAAGAGAUGAUGCUAUCUCACUUCAUUUUCA
Molecule: messenger RNA, 662 nt
Organism: Hevea brasiliensis (rubber tree)
Lineage: Eukaryota; Viridiplantae; Streptophyta; Magnoliopsida; Malpighiales; Euphorbiaceae
Product: snakin-2
Exons: 3
Coding region: 145-465 (106 amino acids)
Source: RefSeq, a predicted model, not a curated record